AUGUCGGCUGUCUCGCCUCAGUUUGUCCAGAGCGACUCGAACGAUAGAAAUCUCGACCCCGAACUCUCAAACCCCUUUCUUACUGAAAAUGACCCUGAAGAGGCGGAGUUCCAAAAAUUUACAAUAAGAUUGACGCCUGUCGACGACCGAGGGAGCGCAUGGACUGGAUCUACGUCCUCGCAGGAUCACUCCAUCAAUAACACGUCCACAACAGGCAAUCAUGAGGGCUACGGUACCACCUACUCUGAAUUCCUCAGCCCAGUGGACGAGUGGGCCAGUGAUAUAAGCGGCCAUACAUCACCUGCAGAUCUCAUGAUUCCAGGCGUUUGGCCAGUCAUUGCUACAUCACCUCAGAACGUAACGGCGAGCUCACCAACUCAAUCUGGUCCCAGUCCGUCGUCUCCGCCCGCGAGCAUAAACCCUUCCCAGCUCCUUACGCCAGUUCUUACCAAUCAUCCAAGCCCAGCGUCGGAUACGAGGAGCGUUGGGAGCCCUCGGAUUCCGCGGGCUCAGCAGCCUCCCGUACCUCGUUUGAAAACAACGCUCUUAGAUGACAAUCUCGGCCCUGGUCCAGUUUCCGAGUCGGUCACAACGAUCAGCCCAAUUGUCAAAGUGGAGAGCUAUUCACGAGGCGAUUCGCCCGUCAGGGACAGCUUCUCAACAAACCGCCGCCCAAGUCAAUCCUCCAUACAUUUGUCCCCGGGGGGCGCGUCCAACGCUUCGGGUGAAGAUGCUACCAUAGAGGAUGAUCGUCAUUCCGUUUCAAGGUCAGCCGAUGGGGCAUGGGUCCCAAAUGUGCUGACUGGCCAAGCCGGCCUCGCACCGGAUGCGCGAGAGGAUGUAUAUGUUCCCAGCCCCAAUGAACUCGACUCACAGCGAAAACUAGCGGAAAGGAAUGCCGAUAUCUAUACAUGGUCAGAGGCCGUUAGUGAGGCCCACAGUGAAGCUGGUGAUGAUUAUCUGUGUUUCCAGAGAGGGCGAACAGAUUACCAUGGCACUAGGCGGAGGGCGAAAAGUACCGGUGAUCCUUCACUCGAUUAUUUCAGUCUAAAGUUCACCCCUGACCGAUCUGAGAUCCGUGGGCCGGGUCUUGUGCUCCAUGAGACAAGCGAUUAUAGCGACGAUGAAACAGAGUCAUCUGCUCCUGUUAGUGUAAAGGAAGAGAGAUUGGUCCAGGAAGCAUUUGAAAUGACGCCCCCUGAACCUCAGUCUGCAGAAACGGGUGAGCCGCAAGCUCAUCAGUUUCUCGGGUCUCCUCCGUGGCGUGACAUUGAGCUCGACCGGUCUCCCCAAACAACACGGAUGCAGCCGGUCAGCUCCACUCAAGCUAUGGUUGAAUACCAAAGACGUGCUAGAGAGACUGACGCUAUAUCCCGCGUUGCAACGUGGGGCACGCGCGAUCUUGAUGCCAACAGUAUCAGAUCCUUCCAGAUGAUGAGCCUCAACGAAAAUGGGAAAGAAAAGAAGCACGAGAGACGUAACAGUUUUCUCAAGUAUCUUCCCCAAAAAAAAGGCAAUCUCCUGAAACGUCAACGCCAAAAGACUGAUCUUUCUACCAUGCAGCCUGUCCACGAAGGCGAAGCCCAGGACACGGAGAGCAAGGCUGCUCCCCAGAGGAAAGACAGCUUCCCGCACCGAUUAAGUCUCCCCUUUACUCCAAAAACUACCAACUAUAGUAUUAGUGGUGCGGUUAUGGCAACAACGAGGCAGAUGGCUGCCAUUGGCGGCAAAGAUUCGCUAAGUGUUGUAUCUCCAAGCACAACAACAACAACAACAACCAAACCUUGGAAUACUCUCAAGGUUCGGGGACGGAGCAGAAGUGAAGUACCCAGAGCACCAGGUUUGUUUGAACUCAUGACAACCCAUGGCGGACCGCCAGUUCCCAAUAUCAGCUACACAAGUGAGCCCGUGGAAAAUAAAGAGGCCAAGCAUGCGCGGCCACAACAUGAUGCUGCCGAGGAAGAUGAUGACGAUGAUAGCGAAGAAAAGCUUAUUAUGGAAUUUCCAAUUCCGAAGGAACUACCGAUACCGACACUGGAAGGAUUCAAGACACAGAUUCUCCGGCUCAACCCCCGUAUCGAACCGGCUUUGAUUGAUCGAUUUGCACACGAGCAGGUCCGACGAUACAAGAGGUUGAUCGAGAUCAAGCAAACACACGCACGCGAUGUCAACCACAGGAAGUGCAAGGCUGGUAAAUUCUGCUUCGCCCUGGGCGGUACAGCGAAACUUUUACCACCACGCUUAUCAGCUCAGGAUGGAGAUUCGCACACCCAGUUCCAGAUUCCUAGGCCGGGAGAGGAGGAAGAGAGCUCCGAAGAUCUUGGGGAAACCACCAUGUUAGCCCAUUUCCCGCAAGGCGUUCCGCAUCCACCACCACAGGUCAAGCUACUGCCGGCUGAAUUUGAAUGUAUGGUUUGCUACCAUGUCAAGAAAUUCCAGAAACCGUCGGACUGGACGAAGCAUAUCUAUGAAGAUGUGCAACCAUUCACUUGCACGUUUCCCGACUGCACCGAUCCCAAGUCCUUCAAACGAAAAGCUGACUGGGUUCGGCAUGAGAGCGAACGGCACCGGCAGCUCGAAUGGUGGGAAUGCUCGCUCGCUGAUUGUCGCCACAAGUGUUAUCGCAAAGACAACUUCGUGCAGCACCUCGUUCGAGAACACAAGAUGCCAGAACCAAAAGUCAAAAAACCAAGAAACAGGGAGUUGUCAGACGGGGCGUCGAACGACCCAACUUCCCUUGAGGUGCAGGAGGAGAUCAACCGUGAGCGAGAGAUCAAUGGCCUGUGGAAGCUUGUGGAGAGCUGUCAUUUCGAGACUGCGAGAAAUCCCCGCGAGGAGCCUUGCCGGUUUUGCGGCAAUGUUUGCACCAAUUGGAAAAAGCUCACGGUACAUCUGGCAAAACACAUGGAGCAAUUGGCUAUACCAAUCCUGGGUCUCGUGAAAGAAAGAGAUUUCCCGUACACCGUCAAUAUCGGCUCGAGUGGCAACCCAGAUAAUUUCUCUGGUCAAGUGCCGAUCGCCCAGAAAGACAGCGAUUUUGAUCCAAGAUUAGACACUGGAGUUACCGAGGGGCCUGGAACUGCGGACAAUUUCACGCAGGCACCGUAUUCGAAUAGCCAUCCAGGGUCUUCCGAACCGAUUAUGUUACCGUUCAAUACGGGCGCAUCGUACCUCCCUAACGCCUCUAUGCCUUUGGAUAGUACAGCACCCAACCCGGCAGCUCGUUUCGAAGGAGUCACGCCGUACACAGCACAUGGCGGAGGCGUGGCUGGACUCGCUGGGGACCAGACACGGUUAAUGGCCAUGCACCAGCAUCAGAAUUCAGUCACCUACCCUCCAUUCAACGCCAGGCCGCGACUAACUGUCCCCAAUCAAGACAUGAGGGUGCUGCCGGAAUAUAACAGUUUCUCCAUGUCCCCCACGGAGAUGCAGUACGAUCCACAAACCACGGCGUACGUGUCCAGCGGAGCGGAGAACCACUAUCCUUACCAAGGACCAAUAGCUUCGGCUAUGCCUUACGAUUCAGGGUACCAAGGCCAAUGA
Aspergillus nidulans FGSC A4 is the source of this 3543-nucleotide messenger RNA. RefSeq names its product putative C2H2 finger domain protein. NCBI's taxonomy places the organism in Eukaryota, Fungi, Ascomycota, Eurotiomycetes, Eurotiales, Aspergillaceae. The transcript has a single exon. The coding region runs from base 1 to 3543 and encodes 1180 amino acids. The record is from RefSeq and is a predicted model, not a curated record.